Molecule: messenger RNA, 7330 nt
Organism: Caenorhabditis angaria
Lineage: Eukaryota; Metazoa; Nematoda; Chromadorea; Rhabditida; Rhabditidae
Source: the annotation of a GenBank genome assembly
AUGCCGGAUACAGGUGAGCGUUUUUUGAAAAUCCCAUUUUUCCCGCCAAAAUUUUGACAUCUAGGGUUACUGUAGAUAUUUUAGCGCGAAAAAUCCACGUUUUUUGAUACCAAAAUGUCCAAGAAAAAAUUUUGAUCCAUUUUUUUUGGAAUCUUGAUAUUGGCACAAUUUUUCUAGGGUUACUGUAGAUUUUUGGCUCACAAAUUUUGAUCUACAGUACUCUAAUUUUGAGCUACAGUAACCCUGAUCCAUUUUUUUCGGAAUCUUGUUUGGUACAAUUUUUGUUUGAAGAAGCUACCUACAGUAACCCAAAAAACGUGGAUUUUCCGCGUCUCUACAGUACUCUCCCAAAAUCUACAGUAACCCUUGGCGCCAAAAAUCAAUGCACUUAAAAUUCAUGUUCAAAAACAAGUAGACAAAUAUUUGUUUGGUCAGUGGGGUUUUUGGAGUACUGUACUUUUGAUCUGGUAGAUCAAAAUUUUGGCGCCAAAAAGCUACAGUACACCUACAGUACUUCCCCAAAAAACCACCCACUUGUUUAUUUUUUGUUUCGCAAAAAAAGUCAUCUGACACAUGGGCUAACUACACAGCUGUUCGGGAAAAAAAAAUUGAUCAUCAAAAAUCUAAGGCCUGGUCUAGGCCCGGGCCUACUUUAGGCCUGGCCUGGCCUAGACCAGGCCGGGGGGUACUGUAGCUACAGUACCCCAUCUACAGUAAUCGUGAUAAAGAUGAAAAAAGCUUCAGCACGCAACAACACGUCAUCAGAGGAGGAGGAAUCCGAUGAGGAGGUGGGUCAAACUAGACUCUAGUUUGAGAUACAGUAAUCCUAAGCAUACUGUAGGUUAGAAUCUACAGUAAUCCAAUUUUUCCACAGACUAGACUCUAGUUUCAGGAGAAACAAAUGCUCUACACAUUUGUUUUGAACAAUUCAACUACACUAAAUCAGGCCCUAAACUAGACUCUAGUUUUCUAAUGAACUACAUUCCAGUUUAGCUUAGAUUCUAAACUAGACUUUAGUUUACAGUAAUCCAAUUUGUCAAGCAAAUAUCACAGACUAGACUCUAGUUUAAGCACGAAACAAUCUUUGAACAGGCUCUAAACUAGAGUCUAGUUUAAGCAACGAGGUCAGGCUUUUCCGCAAGCCUUCCGGAAGCUUCCGCGCGGCAAAAAUCCCCAAUUUUUUUGCAGAUCAUCCUUCCGACCAAGAAAAAAUCGUUUGGUUUCCGCGUCGCCGCGCAAGCCACUCCGCAACAACAAGUCUUGACGCAGAUCGGCGAGCUUUCCGCGCAGCGUCAAGCCAACGAGGUGGUUGCGGAAGCACCGCAAGCCGCGCCGCAGCCAAAAUCCGACGCGGAACUGCGCGCACUCGCCGCGCAGAAAGCGCUGCAAGACGCGCAGGCUUUGGCGAAAGCGCAGCAGGCUGCGGCGUUGCAAGCGGCUGCCGCAAGGGUUGCCGCUGCGCAGGCCAGCGGCGGUUCGGCGAGAGCGCAAGAGGAGGCGGAGGCGCGGGCUCGCGAGGCUCAGGCCCGGGCUCAGGCCCAGGCCGAGGCCCAGAAGAAGGCUCAACAGGAGGCGUUGGCUAGGGUGAGUUGUUUUUGACACAGGGUUACUGUAGCUGUACAGUAGUCUAGGGUUACUGUAGAAUUUUAUUGAUCUACAGUACCCCUAAUUUGAUGCUACAGUAAUCUUCUACAGUAACCCAGAAGCCUAGGCUUAUUUGGGCUCAAAAAAUGUGCAUUUUUGGCAGGCUCAACAACAAGCUGCUCAGGCCCAGGCCCAAGCUCAGGCCCAGGCCCAGAAGGCCCAACAAGAAGCUCAGGCUAAGGCUGCUCAGGCUCAGAAGGAGGCUCAACUUAAGGUAAGUCUUGUGGAAAUUUCGGAAUUUUUCUGUCAAAUCUGGAAUUUCAGGCUCAACAGGAAGCCCAGGCUCGGGCUCAGGCUCAGGCCCAAAAGGCCCAGCAAGAAGCCCAGGCCCGAGCUGCUCAGGCUCAGAAGGAAGCCCAACAGAAGGCUGCUCAGGCCCAGGCCCAAGCCCAGGCUCAACAAAAGGCUGCUCAGGCCCAGGCCCAGGCUCAGGCUCAGGCUCAGGCACAAGCCAAGGCUGCUCAGGCCCAAGCUCAGGCUCAAGCCAAGGCUGCUCAGGCCCAGGCCCAAGCCCAAAAGGCCCCUCAACAAGGCUUCCGGGCCGCUCCAGUUGCUCAAAAUGGCGGGCCUAAACAAGCCCCACAGGCUCCCCAGAAGCCUCAGGCCCAACAGGGCUUCCGGGCUGCUCCGCAGGCCCAGGCCCAAGCCCAGGCCCCCCAGAAGCCUCAAGCCAACGGAACACUCGCUCAACAACAACCAAUUCAACAAGAAGUAUCAGGUAAGCCUCAAGGCGCAGGCCCUUGAGGCCUAUUGAGGUGUCAAGCAGCCAUCCCUUGACAUCCCUACCUAGCUCUCAAGCAGCCAUCCCUUGACACACAUACCUAGCUCUCAAGCAGCCACCCCUAGACCUAAUUUUUCAGCUGCAACCGGUCCAAAAUGGACGCGAACACCGGGAAAAGUCCAAACGCAAGGCCCACAACCGGAGCAGGCCUUCAAAUCUCAAGCUCAGGCCUCGUCAGGCCCGCAGGCCCUAAAACAGACUGUGCAGGUAAGAAAAUUUAAAUUUUUUGGGCCAAAAAUAGGCUCCGCCCCUUUUUUUGUUGAAAUCUCUCUUUCUCUUGUGCAAAAAUCUCUCAUUUUCAUUUUUUUUUUCGAAAAAGUGUAAAAAUUAUCGAUUUUUCUCCAAUUUUUCAGAUCCAAGAGCAAAUUUUGGCUGAAAAUCCAAAAAUUGCUCCAAAAAUCAUGGCCGCAAAACCACAGAUUCAAGAGAAGAACAUUUCGGAGAAAUUUGUGGAGAAAUCCGAAAACCAACCGGAGAAAUUGGUGAGUUUUGGGCCUGGCCUAGGCCUGGUAGGCCUGGUUUUAGGCCUAGCAGCUAGGCCUGAAAAUUCGCAAAUUUUUGAGCCUAAAUAGGCCUAGGUUCCGGGUUACUGUAGGUCCAAAUUUUGGUGAACAAAAAAAUUCCAAAAAAAUGGAUCAAAAUUUUUUGGUAGCAAAAUCUACAGUACCCCGGAAAAAAAUUAUAGAUCAAAAUUUUCAGAGCUCUAGAAUCAUACUGUAGUGUGAAAUUUCGAGCUACAGUAUCCCAUGGUUACUGUAGCUCGAGAAAAUUGUGCCAAAGAUUCCAAAAAAAAUGGAUCAGAAAUCUUUCCUCAGCCUAUUUUCAAGGCUUAAAAGCCCAGUUUUCAGGCCCAAAAAGCCUAGAAUCUAGGCCAAAAAGCCUGAUUUUCAGGCCAAAAAUCCACGUGGCAAAAAUAUGCAUUUUUAGUCUCAAAAAAUUCCAAAUUUUUUGCAAUAAAAUCAUUAUAUCACUGUGUAUGAUUCAGCCAGUGCUCUGCUUUGCUCAAAAUAAAAAUGUGUCAAGUGUGUGAGCAAACAGAGUUCGCCUAAAUCACCCCCACACACAGGAUUUUCCCCAAUUUCAUUUUGUUCAGCAGCAAUCAUUCGGUAAGCAAAAUCAAUUGGACGGUGCGAAAAAGUGGAUGGCUGAUUCUGCAGAACGCGAAAAUUUCCAGCAGCAAAAUGCUCUAAAUUUGGAGCACGGUCCGAAAGCGGUGAUUCUACAGGUGAGCAAAAAAUUUAAAAAAAAAAAAAAAAGUUUGCUCGCACCGGGGUUCGAACCCUCGAUCCCACGCGCGUUGCCAGCGCCUUAGACCACUCGCACACGCGCGCCCUUUUCUCCCUUCGCUUAUUUUGCAUAUUUAAAUGCGACCCCCUCUUUUUUGGGGUGUGCUUAUGAUUUUUGGGACCCAGAACACAUCUGGCGGGACCCGGAAAAACGUCUGCAAUUUGAGACUUGUGGGAAAAUUGCCUGGCAAAUGGGAGAAAAAGAAAAACAAAACGUUUUUACACAAAGAAAGCAGCCUGGGGGCGUUUUUGGAGGAAAUAAACACACAACUGUUGAAAUUUUUUUAUUUUUUAUCACCUUCCGGGCUCAUUUUAUUGGGAUUUUCUCAAAUUUUCAACUUUUCCGGCUCGAAAAUCACUUUUUUUCAGCUUUUCCGAGCAAAAAAACCAAAUUUCCAUCGAAAAUUUGUAGUUUUGUUUCGUAGUUUUGCGCGGGGAUUUUCGCUUACUUGUUCAUUAUUAGUCACAUUUUCUCAAAUUUUUCGUUUUUUCUUUGCCACGUGGCAUUUUUGGCGCCAAAAUUCGAGUUUUGUAGAUGUUGGCGCAUCAGCAGGCGCCUUUUUUGAACACCGCCGAUUUCAACAGCAAAUCGCAUAAAUUAAUGGUAAGGCGUGGGCCUUUGGGGGGCCUAAACGGGCCUUAGGCUUGAUUUUUAGGCUUUCGGACCUUGAAAAUCGGAUUUUUCAGCCUAAUUUAGGCAUAGAACGGGAAAAAGUGACCCAAUUCUCUGAAUUUGGAAAAAAGGUGACCACCCUGGCCUUGAGUAAGGAGGGGGGUCACAUUUUUUUCAAAACGGGCCUGAAUGGGCCUGAAAAUUGGAUUUUUAGGCUUUCGGGCCUUAAAAAUCCGAUUUUUCUGGUAAAAUUAGGUCUAGAAGUGAUUUUAGGCACUAUUUAAGGGGUAGGGUCACUUUUUUUUUUCAUAAUAAUAAGCCUAAACGGGCCUUAAAAAGUCCUACAUAGGCCUAAGAUGAACCUAAAAAUCAGAUUUUUCGGCCUAAAUCAGGCCUAGAAGCCUAUUUUCAUCAAAAUCAGGCCCACCGGGCCUAAAAACCCUCAAAAAUCACGUAUUGCUCAUGUUAAUCCUCGAAAAUUUUGCAGAACGACGCUUGCUGGCAAACACAAAGACGUGUGGCUGCUGAAAUUCAACAACCACAAGUUGGCCGAAUUCAAAUUCCGGAAUUGAGUGAGAAAGAGAUUCAGGUAGGCUUAAAACUUGGCUGAAAAUCGAUUUUUCUGGGCUCUGGAGCUCAGUUUUCAGCUCUAGAGCUCAAAAAUUGACUAAAAUUCGAUUUUUUGGCCAGGAAACUUUGUUUUGGACGAAAAUUCGAAAUUUUCAUGAUUUUUUGGCCAGGAAACCUUGUUUUGGACAAAAAUUCGAAAAUUUCAUGAUUUUUUGGCCAGGAAACCUUGUUUUGGACAAAAAUCAAUUUUUCGAGCUCUGGAGCUUAAAAAUAUGCUCCAGAACUCAAAAAUCCACCCAAAAUCCGAUUUUUUCAGCGUACAAUAGUCGCACAACCAGCCUCCUAUCACAAAGUUCAAUGGAACGAGUUUCCGGAAGAGCAGAAAAUCGAGCUCGCGGCGGCUCCGCGCACCAAAACACAAGAGUGGAUUCCGGUGAAUCAGGAGCAGGUGGAGUUGCAGCGCAGUUUGUAUCGUCCGGCACGCAUUGCUGCCGUUUGGCCGCCGCCGCAAGAUGACGUGGCAAAAGAGGUCGGGGAGGUGUUGCAUGUGAAGACGGUGGAUGACAAAGGAUGGAUUCAACAGGUUAGAGACGCAGAGGAAGAUACACUCGCUCCGCUCGAGCCGCUUACGCGGAAGCUUGCGGCAGACAGCUAGAGAACAUAGAGAUGUUAGAGACGCAGAGGGGCUAGACAGCUAGAGGAUGGUUAGAGACGCAGAGGGAGAUACACUCGCUCCGCUCGAGGCCGCUUCGCGGAAGCUUGCGGCAGACAGCUAGAGAACAUGGGGAGGUUAGAGACGCAGAGGGGCUAGACAUCUAGAGAAUGGUUAGAGACGCAGAGGGAUAUACACUCGCUUCGCUCGAGGCCGCUUCGCGGGAGCUUGCGGCAGACAGCUAGAGGAUGAUUAGAGACGCAGAAGGAGAUACACUCGCUUCGCUUCGCGGAAGCUUGCGGCAGACAGCUAGAGAACAUGGGGAGGUUAGAGACACAGAGAGGCUAGACAGCUAGUUAAUGGUCAGAGACGCAGAGGGAAAUACACUCGCUCCGCUCGAGCCGCUUCGCGGAAGCUUGCGGCAGACAGCUAGAGAACAUGCUGAGGUUAGGGACGCAGAGAAGGCUAGACAGCUAGAGAACAUGGAGAGGUUAGAGACGCAGAGGGGUUAGACAGCUAGAGCAAGUUAGAGACGCAGAGGGAGAUACACUCUCUCAUGCGUCUCUAGCUGUCUAACCUCUCUGCAUCUCUAACCCCUUCAUUCACUAUCAAAAUGCUCCAAAUUCCAAGCUCUACAAAACUACAGUACUCCCCACCUACCGUAACCCCUACAGUACUCCUUUUUGCAGGAUCAAAACGGCGUGACAAAACAGGCGGUGUGGGGAAACACAUCACGAAUCAACCGGGUCUGGCCACCGCCAGAAAAUGAGCACGGGCUCACCGAGUUUUCAGGUAGGUACAGUAACUCUAAGGGGGUACUGUAGGUACAGUACCCCACGGGGUACUGUACCUACAGUACUCCCAUUUCGCUUCAGGACCCCAACACAUGCCUGUGGUUCAAUGGCCACCUCCGGAACACGAGAGAGAGCAGGUUGAGGUGCUCCAGAAGCACAUUCCGACGAAGCGGAUUGAGAGACAAUGGCCACCGGCACCACCACAAUAUCACGGUACGGAUAGCAUGCGGAAGGGUGCGGAAGCGGAAGAUUCCGGAGCGGAAAACUUGGGGUUUUUAGUCAAAUUCAGAGCUCUGGAGCUUGGAAAAUCACCUUUAAGAUCACUUAAGGCUUUCUUAGGGCUUCUUAAGGGCUUUAAAGGCUUCUUAAGGUUUUCAGAUGUUUCUUAGGCUUUCUAAGGCUUCUAAAGGCUUCUAAAGGCUUCUUAAGGCUUUAAGGGCUUCUUAAGGCUUUUUAAGGCUUUCAGAGGCUUCUAAAGGCUUCUUGAGGCUUCUUAAGGGCUUAUUAAGGCUUUUAAAAGCUUCUUAAGGGCUUUAGAGGGCUUUAAGGGCUUUCUUAGGCUUCUCAAGGGCUUUAAGGGCUUCUUAAGGCUUCUUUAGGCUUCAAAAGGCUUCUAAAGGCUUCUUAAGGGCUUUAAGGGCUUUAGGGUUUCUUAAAAGCUCAUUUUUACAGUAGUCGAAUCGACUGGCGAAAUUGAGACACAAUACAAUCCAGCAGAACAACAACAGGUAAGCCUGGGCCCGGCCCAGGCCAGGCCUAAAUCCAGGCCCAGCCUAAUUUCAGGCCAUUUUUUCAGACCAUCAUCCAACAAGUCGUCCAACCGGUGAAUAGCAUGAAAAUGGGACAUAUUCAAGCCUAGAAAGUAGAAUUGCUUUUACUAACCGAAUUUCAGGGCGUUCGGGCCGAUUUUUAGGCCUUGAAAGGCCUAAAAAUCGGCCUGAAAGCCUAAAAAUCGGCCUUGAAAUCUAUGAUUUUUUUCAGGCCAAAUAA